UCUAGACGAAGCGCGAUAACCUAACUCUCAGACGCCACCUCCUCCGUCACCGAUCGUCGAGGAAAAGGUCAUGGCGCCGAAGGCCAAGCCCAAGCCCUCAGCGCCGCCGGCCACCGCCGCUCCGGUCCCUCUCGAGGAUCUAUUCGCCACCCUCCAUCGCCACAUCGAAAGCUUCCAAUACGAAUCUGCCGCUAAAGUCGCAGAUCAAAUUCUCGUGGCCUCUCCUGGUGACGAGGAUGCGGUAAGAUGCAAGGUCGUGGCAUUGAUUAAAGCCGAUGCGAUUGAUCGGGCUAUGUCUGCGAUCAAGACCUUCGAAAAGCUCCCGAUUGAUCUUAAAUUCUACAAGGCAUAUUGCUUGUAUAGGCAAAACAAACUGCAAGACGCAUUGAGUACGUUAGAUGGCCAAGAAAGAAAUACUAUGGUUUUGCUGUUGGAAUCUCAUAUUCUUUAUAGAUUGGGAAGAAUGGAUGCUUGCCUAGAAAACUAUGAGAAACUUCAAAAGUUUAAGAUUGAUUCUAUAGAUGUAAAGACAAAUAUAAUUGCUGCUCUGGUGUCAGCCGGAAGAGGCUCUGAAGUUCAAGGAAUGAUGGAUGCCCUUAAAGUUAAAACUUCAAGCAGCUUUGAUAUGGCUUAUAAUGUGUCUUGCUCUUUGAUUCAGAACAAAAGAUACGCUGAAGCUGAACAAUUGCUGCUUUCAGCACGAAGAAUUGGUCAGGAAGCACUAAUGGAGGAUGACUUUGCUGAUGAUGAAAUAGAAGCUGAAUUAGCUCCUAUAGCUGUCCAGCUGGCAUAUGUACAGCAGUUGAUGGGAAGUACGCCAGAAACCAUUGAAGCAUAUGCUAGUAUUGUAAACCGGAACCUGGCUGAUACUUCAUCACUGGCAGUGGCAACCAAUAACCUUGUUGCGCUGAAGGGCACCAAGGAUGUUUCUGAUAGCCUACGAAAGCUUGAUCGGUUAAUAGAGAAAGCCAAUGGCUCACAGCAAUUGCAGCUUGCUAAUGGUCUUGACUUCAAGUUAUUCCCAAGACAGAAGGAAGCUCUAUACUCGAAUCGGUUGCUUCUUCUUCUUCAGGCUAAUAGACUGGAUCAGGCUCAGGAACUAGUAACCCUGCUUCAAGACAUGUUCCCAGAAAGCAUUACACCUGUAUUGCUUCAAGCUGCUGUUCUAGUUAAGGAAAAAAAGGUAUCAAAAGCUGAAGAGAUCCUUGGACAGUUUGCGGACAGAUUUCCUGACAAGUCCAAGCCAGUUCUCCUUGCCAGGGCUCAAAUUGCUGCCGCUGCUGGCCACUCACAGACAGCAGCGGACUCUUUGGCCAAGAUAGCUGACAUUCAACACAUGCCUGCCACUGUUGCUACUAUAGUUUCUCUCCGGGAACGUUUAGGUGACAUUAGUGGUGCUGUAGCAGUCCUUGACUCUGCUAUCCAAUGGUGGAAGAAUGCCAUGACAGAAGAUAGCAAAUUUGGCAUAAUUACACAGGAGGCUGCAACCUUUAAACUCAAUCAUGGACUUGAGAAUGAAGCCUCUCAACUUUACGAAGAACUUGUGAAGAAUCACGGGAGUGUCGAUGCUUUGGUUGGCCUUGUUAUCACAGCUGCCCGGUCUGAUCUUGAAAAGGCAGAGUUUUACGAGAAGGAACUGAGGGCUUUAUCAGGCCUGAAAGGGAUCAAUGUCGAGAGCCUGGAGAAGACAUCAGGAGCAAAGCAUGUCGAGGGUGCUCAUGUGGGUAAGACAGAAGUUUCCGAGGAGGUUAAAAAGGCGCGUGCAAAAAAGAGAAAGAGGAAGCCUAGGUAUCCUAAGGGCUUUGAUCCAGCAAACCCUGGACCUCCGCCAGAUCCUGAGAGAUGGCUGCCAAAGAGAGAAAGGUCAAGUUAUCGGCCCCGGAGGAAGGACAAGAGAGGUCAGGUUAGAGGCUCUCAAGGAGCUGUUGCUAAGGAGAAACAUGAGGCUUCUUCGGCGACAAACACAACCGUCACAACAAGUAGCAGUGCCAUCACUUCAAAGGCAAGUCAGUCAGCUGCUGGUGUUUCCAAAAAAAGUGGUGCCGGUAGCUCUGAGCAACCGAAAGCUUCUUCGUCCAAGUCAAGGAAGAAAUCCAGAUCUUAAAAGUAGCUACUAGACUGAAGUUUCUUCUUUUUCUUGAUUGCUUUAUAAUAUCUAGAACUUUUUGGCCGGGAACUUUUAAAUGAUAAUAUCCGCUGAGGUAAAUUAGGAUAUUUUGUGUUACUUCGAAGAAUGUAUUUACAAGAAUAAUUUUCCAUGUUUAUUAUCCUUUUCAUUCCCUUUUUUACAAUAUAUGAUUGAAAA
Dioscorea cayenensis subsp. rotundata (Guinea yam) is the source of this 2305-nucleotide messenger RNA. RefSeq names its product signal recognition particle subunit SRP72. Gene Ontology annotation, biological process: SRP-dependent cotranslational protein targeting to membrane. The record is from RefSeq and is a predicted model, not a curated record. NCBI's taxonomy places the organism in Eukaryota, Viridiplantae, Streptophyta, Magnoliopsida, Dioscoreales, Dioscoreaceae. Gene Ontology annotation, cellular component: signal recognition particle, endoplasmic reticulum targeting. Bases 71 to 2104 code for a protein of 677 amino acids. Gene Ontology annotation, molecular function: 7S RNA binding; ribosome binding; protein binding. The transcript has 6 exons.